Messenger RNA from Galeopterus variegatus (Sunda flying lemur), 815 nucleotides. Its product is annotated as ribosome biogenesis protein BRX1 homolog. Bases 18 to 638 code for a protein of 206 amino acids. The transcript is spliced from 5 exons. NCBI's taxonomy places the organism in Eukaryota, Metazoa, Chordata, Mammalia, Dermoptera, Cynocephalidae. Gene Ontology annotation, cellular component: nucleolus. Gene Ontology annotation, molecular function: RNA binding. Gene Ontology annotation, biological process: ribosomal large subunit assembly. The record is from RefSeq and is a predicted model, not a curated record.
GAAGGUGGGGGAGCAAGAUGGCUGCGACUAAGAGGAAACGGCGUGGAGGCUCGGCGGUUCAGGCGAAGAAGCCAAAAAGAAACGGGAAAGAUGCCGGGCCGUCAGCUAAGCCGCGCGUCAUGGUAGAGGAAGUGGAGGAGGAAGAGAGAGACCGUAUCCCAGGCCCCGUUUGUAAGGGCAAGUGGAUAAAUAAGGAACGGAUUCUUAUCUUUUCUUCCAGAGGAAUAAAUUUCAGAACAAGACAUUUAAUGCAGGACUUGAGAAUGCUGAUGCCUCAUUCUAAAGCAGAUACUAAAAUGGAUCGGAAAGAUAAAUUAUUUGUGAUUAAUGAGGUAAUUUUAGAGAGGAAUAGUCAGAAGAUCCACAAACAUCGGCGUAUCAUAAGAUCCAUCACAGCUGCAAAAUAUAGAGAGAAACAGCAAGUGAAAGAUGUGCAGAAAUUGAGAAAGAAAGAACCAAAGACAAUUCUUCCACAUGACCCCACUGAAGAUGUUUUUGCUAUACCAGCUGAGGAAAAGCCAAUAGAAAUACAAUGGGUAAAACCAGAGCCAAAAGUCGAUUUGAAAGCUAGAAAGAAAAGGAUUUACAAAAGGCAAAGAAAAAUGAAACAGAAGAUGGGCGCUAGGAAUGCGAAAUGAAUCAAUGCAUAACUAACUUGCUUUUCAGUUAUCUUAUAUUUAUUUUGUAUUCAUUGUGUAAAUACUUCUAUUAUCCAGGACGAUCUUGUGUCUAAUUAGUGGAUCAUUUAAAAGAAAGAAAAAUUAAAAUUCUUAAAUCAGUGCUGUAUACCUUUUUCUAAAUAAAGUAUCACCAGA